Molecule: messenger RNA, 4216 nt
Organism: Ruditapes philippinarum (Manila clam)
Lineage: Eukaryota; Metazoa; Mollusca; Bivalvia; Venerida; Veneridae
Product: autophagy-related protein 101-like
Exons: 8
Coding region: 169-825 (218 amino acids)
Biological process (GO): autophagosome assembly; autophagy
Cellular component (GO): phagophore assembly site
Source: RefSeq, a predicted model, not a curated record
ACGACAAAUAAAAUAUCGAAUUACGACAUAGAAAGUCGAUCAGCUGAGAAAAAAAAUAACAAAGAAACUCCGUCAUAUCUAAAAAUUAUUCACUAUAUUAGGACAAAUAUAGUAAGGAAAGUAAUGAAGAGGAAGACUUGAAGGAAAGGGCUUUCAAAUGAAUAGAUAAUGAACGCUAGAUCCCAUGUUUUUGAAUUGUCUGUAGAAGGACGACAAAUAGAAGAAGUUGUAUCAAGUAUAUUUCACAGUUUGAUUCUGCAGAGGACAUUAGGAAAGUUCCACUACAAACAAGAGGGCAGCUAUUCUGUUGGAACUUUAGGCUUUGUAGAUGAAGAUUGUGAUUUUAUAGACUUUACCUAUGUACAUGUUGCAUCAGAUGUGUUGACGAGUAAUGUGAGGCGAGAAAUUCUGACGUUUAGAGAUGCCCUUCAACAAGUGACAAAUCCAUCUGAAGGACAGAUCUCACUUGAGUUUUUCCAGAGGAAGCGGGCAAGAUGGCCGUUCCCAGCAGAGUGUAUUCCAUGGGAGGUGUGGACAGUCAAACUAGAUGUGAUAACUUUGAGCAAUGAACACGAGCGACAGAUAUGCAGGGAAAGAGUAGGUGAAAUCUUGGCAGAGAAAGUAUUGUAUAUAGCAGAUGUCAUGAACAGGCAUGAGUACGUGCCCAAAAUGCCGAACCAGUCUGAAGUUGAUCUCAUUUUUGAUACAUCUUACUUAGAUGUGCAACCAUACUUACACAGGAUCACUCAUCAAAUUAAUGGCCCGUCUUCCAGUUCUGUUUCCACGACGAUGAGAAAGUUCAUCAAGGACACAUUGGCAUUAUGACGACGGCCAAACAUGUAGCUAUGUAAUUUUCAAUGUGCUUUUUUAAAACAGUGUUUCUAUAAAUAUCAUGUGUCAAAAAUGUAUGCAUAUGUAAACAUGUAGCAUUAACAUUUUUUAUUUUUCUUAAUGUAUGCUCCCAAGAUAUUUAGAACUAGUGAUAGAAUAAAAGUUAAAAAAAACUUUAUGAUUGUGUUCAAGGUGCAGGUAAAGUAGCAUUUUUUAUGUAAUUAUGUACGUGUAUUAGAAACAUAUGAUUUAAUUAUGAUUAUUAUUCAUAUCAUGACAUUGAUUGGAGACUUAAAACUGAUUUUGCAGACCAGUCUGUGAUAGUUACCUCCUUAUUGGUCAAAUUUGAAAUUUCUAUUUUGAAUUAGCCAAUCGGAGGCCUAAGGUUGAAAGAGUGUUGACUGGGCUCCAAAUUAAGUUUUGAAGACUUAACUUUAUUCUGUAUUAUGAUAUUACCAGUCUUUAGUCACAAAUAGAUGAUGUUUUGUUUGCUUUUAAAAGUGUUGACAGUAUUUUGUUAUUUGUUUUAUAACAGUUGAUCAAAUUCUUUGUGUUUUUAUGCUAAUUGUACAAUGUAUAUGCAACAAGUAUAUUAGGAUUUUAAUCUCUCAUAAAUUGGUUAAUAUACUCUCCUAAUUCAAUAAGAAAGCUAGUUUUGAAAGAAAUACAGCUAUUCAGAAGUUUUUCCUCAAAAGAAGGAUAAAUCUAUAUAUUUUUAAAUAGUUGUAUGUUGGAUGACACAGAAAUAUUGAAUAAGUAAAGACUGUUUUAAUGGAUAGAUAAAACUGCCUGCAGAAUUCAGGAAAAAUUUUAAUUUUUAGUAAAACUUCAAUAUAUAACCACAUAGGCUAUUUUUAAAGCUAUAGAAAUGAUGCUCAAAUUAGCUGCCAAUCAAAUAAGACCGAGGUAUAGUCUGAUUUUAUUGACCUGUCAAUUAUGAAUACAUUAUAGAACUCAUUAAAAUAUUCGAUUCCACUUCGGUUUUGUCCGUUUAUUUUACGAGAAUUAAUAAGGAGUUUAUAUGACUAACGUUUGGAAAACUGCCACUAGCUUAAUGAAAGUUUUCUUAACAUCUGCAAUAGCGCAGUCGGUUAAGUGAUAACCAAAUGCAUGAGAGGUCCGAGGUUCGAUCCCUUCUUUUGACAUUCUUUUUAGACUUAUUAUUUCUUUACUUUUAAGUAUAUUUUAAUGAAAAUGGUCAAGCGCUUGCAAAAUUGUCUAUACGGAUAUGAAACAACUAAGAAACAUUGAAUUGUCACAUUUUGUAUUGUAUUUUACGGCACUGAAAUUACAUAUAUUGAUUUUAAUCCGAAUGAAUUUUCAGUAAUAAUUCUUAAACAAUGUUAUAUACAAAAGUAUAGUAUUUACAAAAAGUGCAAAACAUGUUAUAAAAGGAACAACCAUACCUUCAAAAAUGAUGAAAAUAGUUAUGUAUUAGAAAAAAAACCUUGGCUUACUCUGUCUCGAUCUUACAAUACUUUGGACAUUCAGAUAAUAUAUAUCCGUGGUUUACCCUAUUGCGCUAUAACGGUCAGUGUAAUGACUGCAUAGAAACUAGAUGAAUUUAAUCACAUCUUACUGCGUAACUCUCACGGAAUUUACCAAACAUUUAUCGAAUAUUAAUAUAUUCUGUGCAUUGACCGUAUAAUCAGUAUGGAAUUGACAGGUUAAUAAAAUCAAACAAUAUGGAAAGGAAUAAGGGGUAUGUAUUUCAAACAGAAUGCUAUUGUUAUUAUUGUAACAGAAAAUUUAGUUUGUUUUAUUUGGUACUGAAACAUUUCAUAGGUAAUUGUUUAAAGAAAGGGGGAUUUCCUAUUAUUAUUAUUUUAUUGUUGUUUUCUUUCAGGAUUUGGGCCUCAGUGUUGUUUGGUCAAUGCUUGUCUCUUAUUUUAAUUUGCCUCAGGGAUUCGAAAACAGUUUUGUAAAAAAUGUAUAAAAACAGUUAUUGAACAUUAGUGGGGCUAAUAACUUGCCUAUUUAUUUACUUUUGACUCAUUUGUGUAAAAAUUGUUGACUGCUUAAUUUGUAACCUUCUGGAACUGAAAGUGAUUAGCCUUUGCCACCAGUAUAGAGCCAGGCCAGCCUACACAUCCAUGCCGUCUGACCAGGCUUGAUACUGUUGGCCGACUUAACUUAAAAUUCUCAUCAAGACAGUCUUUGUGUUACUGAGCAUAGUCUGUACUGUUAAAUAUUCAGUCAUAUUUUGAAAGUUUCCCUAAAAUAAAAUGAAAUUGUCUAUGUUGAAAGACUGGCAUUUAGGAUAUUGAGCAGCUUUAAGGUUAACUUAAGGAAAACUUAUCAUUUUCUUCAGGAUUUCAAAACUCUUUUAAUCCCAUUUCGCUUAAUGUUUUACCCUUUGCUUGCUGCCAUCUGAUAAUGAUAAACACUAUAAGUUAUUUCAGUUAAUACAUAUUUUGAAAUUUUUCCUUGUGAAUUAGGACUUUUUUUUUAUCAGAAUUGCAGCCACCAUUUAUUGGUUAGUGAUUAAAAGAGGCAACUGAAUGGAUUCCCUAACUGGAGUCUAUGCAUCUCUUAGCACCAGCAGGUGGUGUGGUUUUGACACCUGGUGUUGCUGAAAGUUUGUAAAACCUUUUUUUUCUUUGUGUAAAACCUAAGGUUAACUAAAAUCAUCCUUCCUGUUUCAGCGCUAUGUCACCUAAAUUGUGUUGGUGUGCUGUAAAACCAAACAAAACAAACAAUAAAAGAAAACUAAAAAUCUAAAAAUGAUAUCUGGUUUGUGUCCAUAUUGGUCUAUUUAAGAAAUUUAAUGUGGUAAAUGUUUUAAAAACAUAUGUUACAAGAUUUGUUCUUCUUUAGACAUUUUAGUACCACAAAAUGACAUUUUAUACCGAGUAUUAAAUAAAGUCUGCUAGUCUAACUCUUAUUCCUGAACUGUUUCUUUUUGUAACAUGUAGAUAUAAAAAACCUUCAACAGAAGUGUCAUAUAUUUCUCUCUGUAACAUGGUCUUUACAGAAAUCUAGGUAUAAUUUUAUGUCAAAAAUUGUGUCAAAAUUUAUCAGUUGGUUGUUAACGAAAAGAUAGAUUUGUAGCCGUUUUUUAUUCAAUUUUUUGACGUUGUUUUGAAUGAUGUACAUAUUUAUUCACAAUAUAAUUGAUAGCCCUAUGCUUGUAUAUAGUGUACAAAAUAUAAUCAUAGAUAUUGUUUCUUUUUCUUUCGUUUUUUUCGAUGAAAAAAAAUGAUAGAAAAAUUUAAAGGAUGUUGAAAACUUAUGACUGUAUUUCUAUUUAUCCCAUUAUGUUUUGAUAUAUAUGUUGUUGUUGUUGUUUUUUCCUUUAAGCUUUCACUGUUGCUUUGAACAUUUCCAUAUGGAGCAUAUUUAACUUGUGACAAAUGGUGAUAAUAAAUGAUGUUAAAAUUUGAAA